Verticillium alfalfae VaMs.102 is the source of this 1000-nucleotide messenger RNA. RefSeq lists its product as hypothetical. The transcript has 2 exons. Gene Ontology annotation, cellular component: EMC complex. The record is from RefSeq and is a predicted model, not a curated record. Lineage: Eukaryota; Fungi; Ascomycota; Sordariomycetes; Glomerellales; Plectosphaerellaceae. The coding region runs from base 190 to 615 and encodes 141 amino acids. Gene Ontology annotation, biological process: protein folding in endoplasmic reticulum.
ACCCCACACAAGCUACCUGCGCUCACUCGCCGACCUCAUUAAUUCUUGCCUGUAAUCCCGCGAUACUGGACAACUCCGAAACCGAUCGAGAAAGGGACAAAGCUUGCAACAAUCUCAACAAAAACAACAAAAAUCUCUCAGCUCUCUUGCCUGGUCUUCUUAACUAAACAGCACCACCCGCCUAUCAAGAUGACGUGGAUCUCCCGCUCCGUCACUGCCGUUGGACUUCUGUUGCUAAGCCAUGCUUGUUACUCUGCACAAGAACACUCGACGCUCCAGUCCUUCGGCGCCACAUCAUCUCUGUCCGCGACAAAUCCAGGCACCUCGCUUCCCGCCGAUAUUGUCAUCGAGACAAUCGUCGCAACUCUUCUAGUGUGCCUGGGCAUCAUCACAGGCGCCUCCAAUUUCCGACCGAUUCAGUGGCGCGUGUGGGCAGGCAAGAUUGAGCGCGAAGGUGAGGUUGGAUUUCUGAACGGCAGCGGAGUUUCCGACAAUGACUACGUUGGCAACCCAUUUCGCAUUCUCGAAAGUCGGCCGGGUUUCGUCGAUAUUCGGAAGGAGAGGCGCGAGUUUGCUGAAUGGAUCAAAGAUGGCGAUAAGUCCAGCACAAGCUAAAUAUCAAUCCGGGAAAGGACUGUCAUGCGGGGUCUGCUCCAUGUCAGGUGCAGGUCUGAGAGUGUUAGCGACGCGGUAGGGUCUACGCGAACUGCAUAACGUGUCCGGCCACGCGUGCGUCUUGGUGACGACGACGCCAGAACGGUCGCGGCGCAGAGGUCACUGCCAGUCUAUGUAUUCUUUAUGCCGUCCAUCCGCGUUUCGGAUGGUGGGAUGGCUCGAUUCGUCAUCCUAUCCGUUCAAAGAGCGCUGCGUUGCAUGUAACAUCGCUGAAACAACUUGAGCGCCCUUUUUUUCACUAUUUUUACCCGAUAUAGUCGUGUUAGUAUGCCGCUCAUGUCUCUAUGCUAAGGUUUCAAGUAAAACGAAGUCUUGGCCACCUUGC